AUGUUAAGAUCAACGUCAAAUAGUUCGUCAAACAGUAAUGGUCCAUCUGAUACUGAAAUGUAUGAAUUUAUACCAACUAUAAAUAAUGAAGAUAAUCUUAAUACAAUUCAACAUAUGGAAUCAAAUGUUUCACAUGAUACUUUAACCAAUCAAUCACAUCUACGAGUAAGACAAAAAACAAAAUACACACAUAACAAACCUUGA
Molecule: messenger RNA, 204 nt
Organism: Rotaria sordida
Lineage: Eukaryota; Metazoa; Rotifera; Eurotatoria; Philodinida; Philodinidae
Source: the annotation of a GenBank genome assembly